Messenger RNA from Micropterus salmoides (largemouth bass), 3651 nucleotides. Its product is annotated as myelin-associated glycoprotein-like. The record is from RefSeq and is a predicted model, not a curated record. The coding region runs from base 217 to 2589 and encodes 790 amino acids. The transcript is spliced from 8 exons. NCBI's taxonomy places the organism in Eukaryota, Metazoa, Chordata, Actinopteri, Centrarchiformes, Centrarchidae.
GGAUAAUAUGUCCAAGGGGAAGCAGAUACAAGGAAAACAAAAUGGGUCCUAAGAAUAUUUAACUGGAGAGAACGAAGAGACAUUGUUUAAAAUGUCCCCUUGCCUUCUAUGAAUGAUAAAUAGCUGCCUUGAAAAGGAAAUAAAGGGUCAGCAAAACAUUUAUCCAUAUGUAACUUCUGUAUUGUCUCCAGAGUUGCUGCCUCUCCUGACACAAACAUGGCUGCAGCUCUGGAUCUCCUUCUCAUUGGCUGGCUGCUGCAAAGUGCCCUGUGUGGACAGUUUGAGGUCACUGUGCCAGAGACUAUACAGGUUCUGAGAGGAUCCUGUGUGACCAUCCCCUGCUCUUUUGACAUAGAGAACAACUAUGAAUCAAACUUGGAUAACACAUGUAAAGCAAUAUGGAAAAAUGAUCAAGACACUGUUGUGUUUGAUAGCAGUGCUCCACAACAAAAUACAAUAAAAGGAGAAUUGACAGGAGACUUGACAAGAAAAGACUGCACCACAACUCUGAAUAACAUGCAACCUGAACACAGCAAGAAAUAUUUCUUCAGACUGGAAUGCAAUAACGCCCUAAAAUAUAGUUUUCUUGAACAAAAAUUGGAAAUUGCAAUCAAAGAUGGUCCUCCCAGACUGACUCUGACUCCGUCCACACUGAAGGUGAAGGAGGGAACCUCAGUGAAAGUGACGUGUUCUGCUCCAGCUCCCUGUCUGUCUCAUCCUCCAACUCUGACAUGGACCCCCAGCCUUGGUGACAUUGAUGAGACACUGCAGGAGAAUCAGGACAAAACUAAAUUCAAGACCUCUGUUCUGACCUUCACUGCCUCUCACCUCCAUCACAGACAAGAAAUCUCCUGUACCGCUGUAUACAACAAACAAGAUGGCAGCACUGAGUCAUCUGUUACCACAAGAUUAACAGCUGAUAUUUUAUGUGCCCUGUGUGGACAGUUUGAGGUCACUGUGCCGGAGACUAUAGAGGUUCUGAGAGGAUCCUGUGUGACCAUCCCCUGCUCUUUUGACAUAGAGAACAACUAUGAAUCAAACUUGGAUAACACAUGUAAAGCAAUAUGGAAAAAUGAUCAAGACACUGUUGUGUUUGAUAGCAGUGCUCCACAACAAAAUACAAUAAAAGGAGAAUUGACAGGAGACUUGACAAGAAAAGACUGCACCACAACUCUGAAUAACAUGCAACCUGAACACAGCAAGAAAUAUUUCUUCAGACUGGAAUGCAAUAAUGCCCUAAAAUAUAGUUUUCUUAAACAAAAGUUGGAAAUUGCAAUCAAAGAUGGUCCUCCCAGACUGACUCUGACUCCGUCCACACUGGAGGUGAAGGAGGGAACCUCAGUGAAAGUGACGUGUUCUGCUCCAGCUCCCUGUCUGUCUCAUCCUCCAACUCUGACAUGGACCCCCAGCCUUGGUGACAUUGAUGAGACACUGCAGGAGAAUCAGGACAAAACUAAAUUCAAGACCUCUGUUCUGACCUUCACUGCCUCUCACCUCCAUCACAGACAAGAAAUCUCCUGUACCGCUGUAUACAAUAAAGAAGAUGGCAGCACUGAGUCAUCUGUUAGCCCAAUUGAUAUUUCAUGUGCCCUGUGUGAACCCUUUGAGGUCACUGUGCCGGAGACUAUAGAGGUUCUGAGAGGAUCCUGUGUGACCAUCCCCUGCUGUUUUGACAUAGAGAACAACUAUGAAUCAAACUUGGAUAACACAUGUAAAGCAAUAUGGAAAAAUGAUCAAGACACUGUUGUGUUUGAUAGCAGUGCUCCACAACAAAAUACAAUAAAAGGAGAAUUGACAGGAGACUUGAAAAGAAAAGACUGCACCACAACUCUGAAUAACAUGCAACCUGAACACAGCAAGAAAUAUUUCUUCAGACUGGAAUGCAAUAAUGCCCUAAAAUAUAGUUUUCUUAAACAAAAAUUGGAAAUUGCAAUCAAAGAUGGUCCUCCCAGACCAACUCUGACUCCGUCCACACUGAAGGUGAAGGAGGGAACCUCAGUGAAUGUGACGUGUUCUGCUCCAGCUCCCUGUCUGUCUCAUCCUCCAACUCUGACAUGGACCCCCAGCCUUGGUGACAUUGAUGAGACACUGCAGGAGAAUCAGGACAAAACUAAAUUCAAGACCUCUGUUCUGACCUUCACUGCCUCUCACCUCCAUCACAGACAAGAAAUCUCCUGUACCGCAGUAUACAACAAACAAGAUGGCAGCACUGAGUCAUCUGUUACCACAAGAUUAACAGCUGAUAUUUCAUUUGCACCACAGAUCCUGCCCUCAUCUGAUUGCACUAAAACCAAAACUGCAAGUCAGUUCAACUGUUCCUGUGAGACUUCAGGGAACCCCUCUCCCACUUUACAGUGGUAUUUGGAUGGAUUACAUGUCAAUCACUCUGACAAGAUUGCAGUCAGCAAUGAAUUUCUAAAUGACACAAGCCUGAGGAGCUUCAUCACUGUGAGUCAGCCAAAUCUUUCCACCUUGCUCUGCUGCAGCUCCAACUCCCUGGGAUCUGCUACUCAGCGAUUUUAUGUCUACAUCCUUCAACUUCAAACAUCUGCAGAAGGUCAGGAUCCAUCUUAUGUGUACGGAUUGUAAAUGUUAUUGGUUAGCUGGAAGCUGUCAGAACUAAAAAUGUAUAAAUAAUUUAGCUAAUGACUACUAGAGAUGAAACAGUUUGAAAAUUUCCCAUCAUGAUUAUGGUGACCAAAAUUAUCACUCUCAUCAGUAUUAUGGUGGUAUUGUUCAAAUGUGCUGAAAAUGUCGAAAAGUACUGAUAGACAGUGAAACCAUUUCACCAAGUUUUAGCCAAACUAGAUAAUGUGUUACGUGAAGCAGGCGAAUACAGUCUGCAGACACACAAUGCAUACAGAAAUAGCAAGUUUGACAGACAAACCAUGACAUUUUAUUUCAUUCCGAAACUUACAGUGUAUUUGCUAUAAAGCAAUUUUCUUUGAUCAAGUUUCCCUGAGCACUCUUACAAAAACUAAAUACGAUCACACUUUAUACCAUAGGUGUUGCUGGACCCUUUUUCCUGGGGCCCGAGCCCCUGUCUCUAUGUGCUGUGCCCCAGUGAAAUUGUCAAGACCCCUUGGCGUUGGUUUUGUACGUGUAGUGCUCUGCGGUCAAGUUAGCAACAAUUGGCUGCAUCUGCAACGUCCGGUUACACUUUCAAAAUAAAACUACUGGUUAAUGUGAAGCAGAGGGUAAGCCAGUUAACGAAAUGAAACGUCGCAAAAAACGAGUCAUUGUUGAAAGCGGGUGUUUAUAACAGUGAUGAGAGGACAAACGGGGACUAUCCUUCUGUGCACAAGAAGAGAAAAAAAACCCAAUGAGCGUGACUUUUGUGAACAGCAGUCACGUAAACUUGUGUCCUCUUUUCUGAAAGUCUGAUGUGAGCAGGUUCAUGUGCAGCUGCAGUGAAUCUUUCUCUGUCUGUCCUGCUAACCCAACUGGGCAGUGCAGCUACGUCAGUCUGUGUCUUGGUAGCUUGCCAGACUGUAGCUGAACAAUUUUAGAGUGAAACAGUACUAAUUAUUAAGCUUGAUAAACGGCAACGGGCAAUGUUUAUAAACUGCAGCAAGGAAAUGAUGAAACGCGUGAACAUGCGCUCGUAAGUGUGUGCACGAAAUUAAACUCGACCUUAUUGCAUUCCAGCAG